UUUUGUUGAUGGGGGUUGGGAGUUGUUCCAUGAAAUGGUGGGAUGUGGUCUCAAGCCAAAUGUGGUUACUUUCAAUAUGAUGAUCAGCUGGUACUGUAAAAACUCUGAUGUGGAUUCUGCUUUGAGGCUUCUUGACACAAUGAAGAGUUAUGGUGUGAGCCCAAAUCUGCAUUGCUAUACUGCAGUGAUGAUCGCACUUUGCAAGGCGAAGAGAUUGGUGGAGGUCGAGAAGUGGUUUGAGAAGAUGCUUGACUGUGGCCUCAUCCCUGAUGACCUUAUGUUUCAGUUGCUGAUUAAGAAUCUUCCAUUUGAUCAUAAGCCUUGGAUGACGGGCAAUGUUUUGGAUCAUCUGUCCAGGAAUGGUUGCAAUAUCAACAUUUCGAGGUUUGUCAGAUUCUGUACUUCUGAUUCAGACGAGGAAUUGCAGCGGGAAGUCACUCUUCUUUUUGCUGAGAUAGCAGGAAGCAAGAUAAUCCCAUUGAAAGUGGUUCUCCAUAUUUUGUUAGGAUCUGUGUGCUCACGGGGUAAGUUUAACAUUGCUUCUCUCUUGUUGCAAAAUAUGGUUGAUCAUGGAUCUGCGCCUUCAAUUUCUCAUUAUAAUUUCUUAAUAAAAUGUUUGUGCAAGAAGGAUAGAAUAGAGGAUGCUUACUCUCUUUUAUGUCUUAUGAGAAGUAGAGGUGUGCAUCCUAAUCUGGCUACACAUUCAAUUGUUAUAAAUUUUCACUGCAAGCGCGGAGACAUAGAUUUAGCAUUGAGAGUUUUUGAUGAGAUGAUACAGCAUGGUUUUAGGCCUCCUGUUGAUGUUUAUAAGUCAAUCAUAAGAUCUUUGUGCAAAGCAGAGAGGAUGGUGGAAUCUGAGCUCACCUUUGACAGGAUGCUACAGGCAGGGGUCAUGCCACAUGAAUGGAUCUACACUGCACUCAUCAACGGUUAUUCAAAGAUGGGAAAGAUUGUUGAUGCUCGAUAUCUGUUUGAUGAGAUGGUCUAUCGUGAUAUUCAACCUUGUUCCCAUGCUUACCGUGCUCUUAUUAAUGGACUGGUAAAGGCUAACAUGUUUAGAAUGGCUGGCAAAUUUCUGCAUAUGAUGCUGGAGGAUGGUUUUGUGCCAAACACAGUCCUUUACAAUAUGCUCAUAAACCAUUUCCUUAAGAAAGGGGAUAUUCGCUUUGGACUAGAUCUAUUUGCAUUGAUGGUGAGGAACCAGGUUGAACCUGAUCUUAUCACAUUUGUGGCGAUAAUCAGUGGUAUAUGCAGAAAUGUCUUGCGGCAUGAAAAUAUGGAUUUUUCUUUAGCUGCAAAAUUGGAGGAAGCAAAGUGCUUACUUUUUAAGUUGUUGUCACGAAAUUCUAUUGCUCCAGGAAAGCUAACUCAAAAUAUCCGAUGUGCAACUACUGAAGAAAAAAUUGAGCUAGCUAGGGAGCAUAUGCUACUUCUUCUUGAUGUUGGCUUGGUUCCGAAUUUGCAUAUUUACAAUGGGAUGAUUAAUGGGUUUUGCCGAGCUAAUAUGAGAAACAAUGUUAAUGCCCUCAUAGAUUCUAUGGACAAAGCCGGUGUUGUUGUUAACCAAGUAACAUGUGACAUCUUAAUGAAUGCCCAUAUCAAUUCUGGUGAAAUUGAUCGUGCGACAGACUUAUUUAACCAGAUGAACAGGAUUGGUUGCAUGGCUAAUAAUGUUAGUCUUGAUACACUUUUAAAAGGUUAUUCAAUUGCUGAAAGAGGGAUGGAGGCAUUAUCUAUUUUUCACAUGAUGCGAAAUAGAGGGUUUUUCCCUAGCAAAUCUUCAUGUUAUAGAUUACUUGACUGCCUCUAUCAAAGUCAUGCUAGUGAUCUUGCAUUUAGGCUAUUUGAGGAAAUGGUCUCACUUGGCUAUACACCACAGCAUGAUGAAUAUAACAAAUUGCUCUUCAUGCUCUUGGAAGAGGAAAGUUUGGAGGCAGCUCACAAAACCUUCGACAUGAUGCUUAAGAGAGGGAAAACUCCAGAUAAUGAGGCAAAGAAACAGCUGCUAAAUGUUUGUUAUAAACAUGGAGAAUAUGAUCUGGCUUUUGUGAUUGACAAAAAUAUACCAGUUUAUGAGGUUCUGCCUGAAGGUUGAGCACCCUUUUCCGGUGCUUAAAUGAUGUACUACACAUAUGUAUGGUAGAACAUAGGUUUCUUUUGUAUUUUGCCUCACGG
Dioscorea cayenensis subsp. rotundata (Guinea yam) is the source of this 2175-nucleotide messenger RNA. Its product is annotated as pentatricopeptide repeat-containing protein At5g62370-like. The transcript is spliced from 3 exons. Gene Ontology annotation, molecular function: protein binding. The record is from RefSeq and is a predicted model, not a curated record. Lineage: Eukaryota; Viridiplantae; Streptophyta; Magnoliopsida; Dioscoreales; Dioscoreaceae. Bases 35 to 2095 code for a protein of 686 amino acids.